Dentiscutata heterogama is the source of this 547-nucleotide messenger RNA. NCBI's taxonomy places the organism in Eukaryota, Fungi, Glomeromycota, Glomeromycetes, Diversisporales, Gigasporaceae. The record is from the annotation of a GenBank genome assembly.
GAAAAAUCCCAGUAAAAGCGUUAAUAGAUACAACAUCUAAAUCUAAUACUAUUAGCAGAUGCUUGUUUGAUAAGCUUAAAGAAGAUUAUGGAAUACGUCCUACCUGCGAUCUUGCUGAGAAUCUCUAUAGAGAUGUAAUAGGUGAAAUAAAAUGCUUAGAUUUACAAUUCCGCUAUAAAGGAAAGUGGCGAAGCUUAGAUAGCACUGAAGUAAUAGACUUUCAAAUUCGCAAAAAUCCAUCAUUCGAUUUGGUCCUGGAACAAGAAUGGUUAAGGAUGCGUGAAGCAAAAAUUAUCUUUGGGUUUUCUCCCAAAACCUAUGAACACCGCAAUAAAAUUGUAAUAGAUGAUAUGAGUAUCCCAUUAAUCGAGGAUAGCAAUAAAGCUAGCUCUAAUAAAAAUAACCUAUUUGAUUCUUCUAAUUCUGAAACAGAAACCAAUUCAUCUGACUUCAAUUCUCACAAUCAUUCUCGAAAGAAGAAAUGCAAGUCUAGCCAUUUUAUGAAUACCUCUGACUUGAGACCUAAACCUGAUCUAAUUUUGGAGGA